CGCACAUAGAAACAAACAUUCCACAUAGUGUGUUGUAAAAUACUUGUAGCCGCAACACGUUGCGUCCAUGCCUUCGCACCAUGUCCACGGCGUCUAAUUUCCUCUUGCCUCAUUCCCGCAGAUGACAGAGUACAUGUUACGAGGAACGAUGGAGCUUCCCGAGCGAUUCGAGUUCGAUUUCGAUCGUCCGACUCCUGUCUACCGUGCGGGCGAGAUUGUCUCUGGGCGGCUGAUAGUUGAUGUCGCCUCUGCAUUGCCUCUGCGAACACUUCACGUCGUCAUGCGGGGAGAAUCCUACGUUGAAUGGGAAGAAGAUGAUACAGAAUCAGGCAAAACAGAGGCACGGAUUAUAAAGGACAAAAGCGAAAUAAUAAACUUGAAAAGAAUCAUCAUGGGUAGAACAGGUGCUGAUAUCGUAGCAAACGAGAUCACGGAAGGCAAGCACGAAUUUCCAUUCUCAUUCCAGCUACCCACGUGUAAACUACCGACGUCGUACGAAGGAGAAUACGGACACGUCAGGUACUGGGUUAAGGCUGUUAUGGACCGACCAUGGAUGAGUAAACCCACUACUAAACGAUGUUUCACUGUUCUCGAAACCCAUGAACACAACGUGAAUAGAUUAGCCAGAAAAUCAAGCGAAACACUAGAGACGACAGUGUGCAGCUUUCUAUGCAAAUCCGACCUAAUAUCCCUUGAAGUUAGUACGAAUAAACAGGGCUACUGUAUAGGAGAGCCGAUUAUUAUGUGCCUGGAGUGUAAAAAUUACAGCAAAAGUAAUUUUUUAGAAACGAGAGCGUCACUUAUACAAAGAGUCGCGUACCGAGCCCAUGAUGGCAACAAAUUACGCACCACCUACAAUACCUUAUCACAUAAAAGAGGCGAUGCACCACAAUCACGUGGUACAUUAAGAUGGACUAAUGAGGAAAUCGACAUUCCAUCCGUUCCCUUGACGACGAUGUCUGACUGCCUAAUUCAAGUUUCUUACUCGCUUAAGGUGACCUUGCUGGGGAAGAGAACAAAACAUGUGCCGACACUAGAGGUAAUUCUGCCAAUUACGAUAGUGGAUAAAGUGUGUCAAAGAACGAGGAAGUUUUCCAGGAAUUCACUGCAUUCCCACAGACUUUCUAUCCCAGGCACACCGGACACUAAAGAGGACAAUUAUUUGAAUAACAUUACAGAUUUAACAACAGAACAAUUCCAGCUAAGCGCUUCUGGUGAAUGUGACGUCAGAGACGGCCAAGAUGACAAAUAUAUUAUGGGGGAGUUGACCUUUACUCCCGUCUACCCCUGCGUUGUCACAGACUAAGAACUAUAUAAUGUUUCCAAAAGCCACAAUUUUUAAAAGGGC
Saccoglossus kowalevskii is the source of this 1348-nucleotide messenger RNA. RefSeq names its product arrestin domain-containing protein 3-like. The record is from RefSeq and is a predicted model, not a curated record. Lineage: Eukaryota; Metazoa; Hemichordata; Enteropneusta; Harrimaniidae. Gene Ontology annotation, cellular component: cytoplasm. Gene Ontology annotation, biological process: protein transport.